GAGAGCUGUACGCCGUUUCCUGUUUAGGUCUCGAUUGAGAAGCUAACCAUGGCGGCUACGGAGAUAGCACGGCAAGCGGGAGAAGGCGCACGCUCUGUCCCUUUGUCUGGCCAUGUGGGUUUUGACAGCAUGCCCGACCAGCUGGUCAACAAGUCCGUCAAUCAUGGCUUCUGCUUCAACAUCCUCUGCGUGGGAGAAACGGGCUUGGGAAAGUCCACUCUCAUGGACACCUUGUUCAACACCAAGUUUGAGGGGGAGCCCACGCAGCACAACCAGCCUGGCGUCCAGCUCAAGUCCAACACCUACGAGCUGCAGGAGAGCAACGUGCGCCUGAAGCUGACCGUAGUCAACACCGUGGGCUUCGGGGACCAGAUCAACAAAGAGGACAGCUUCAAAUCCAUUGUGGAGUUCAUCGACGCCCAGUUCGAGGCCUACCUGCAGGAGGAGCUGAAGAUUAAGCGCACGCUGCACAGCUACCACGACACGCGCAUCCACGCCUGCCUGUACUUCAUCGCCCCCACAGGGCACUCACUCAAGUCCCUGGACCUGGUCACUAUGAAGAAGCUGGACAGCAAGGUGAACAUCAUCCCGAUCAUCGCCAAGUCGGACGCCAUUUCCAAAAGUGAGCUCGCCAAGUUCAAGAUCAAGAUCACCAGCGAGCUGGUCAGCAACGGCGUGCAGAUCUACCAGUUCCCCACCGAUGAUGAGACGGUGGCGGAGAUCAACUCCACCAUGAACGGCCAUUUGCCGUUCGCAGUGGUGGGCAGCACUGAGGAAGUGAAGAUGGGGAAUAAAAUGGUGAAAGCGAGGCAGUACCCCUGGGGGAUAGUGCAGGUGGAGAACGAGAGUCACUGCGACUUUGUGAAGCUGAGGGAGAUGCUGAUCCGGGUGAACAUGGAGGACCUGCGAGAGCAGACGCACACCCGCCACUACGAGCUGUACCGCCGCUGCAAGCUGGAGGAGAUGGGCUUCAAGGACACGGACCCCGACAGCAAACCCUUCAGCCUGCAGGAGACGUACGAGGCCAAGCGGAAUGAGUUCAUGGGUGAGCUGCAGAAGAAGGAGGAGGAGAUGAGGCAGAUGUUCGUCCAGAGAGUGAAGGAGAAGGAAGCGGAGCUGAAGGAGGCCGAAAAGGAGCUCCACGAAAAAUUUGACCGUCUUAAGAAGCUGCACCAGGAUGAGAAGAAGAAGCUGGAGGACAAGAAGAAGACCCUGGACGACGAGCUCAACGCCUUCAAACAGAGGAAGACAGCUGCCGAGCUGCUGCAGUCCCAGGCUCAGCAGGCAGGGGGCUCCACCACACUUAAGAGAGAAAAGGAGAGGAAAAAUUAACCCCUUCCCUGCAUGCUGCAUUCUGCAUGCUGCAUGAGAGACCUGGUAAGGCUCCUUCACUGAUUCUGUCCCUAUCCAACCCUGUCCAGAACAGAAAGAAUGGAUGUCCCAAUGACCAAGUUUGCCCCCCCAGCCUCCCCCAAAAAGUCAAAAUUUCAAGAUUAUGACCCUCUGUAGGGAAGUCCUUUGACCUGAAAUAAAAUGUGAUAGUUUGAGGACAGUUUGUUCUAUGCAACACCAUUUAAUUCUGUGAAUGAUACAAACAGUACCCGAUGUGAAUGUGUUGGCAAGCUUCAGCAAAGCCCAGAACCUCAAGAUUCAGUGCAGCAGGUAGACAUCUUCUAGAAUACACACACACAGAUAAAUACUGGGAAUGACAGUUUUCUGAAUCCCCAUUAGCAAAUUUAUAUCUGUAAACACACAUCUGCACAAAAGCUUUUUCUUCAGAGCCUGGGAUUGGAGAGUGAAUCUCCUGAAAGGCCCACAGUGCACAGCGUUUGAGCAGGAGGACUCAGCCCCGGCAGCACUAAAUCACAUCCCCGCUCCUCGGCCCCCGUGCCUGGCACUGAGUCCAUUAGUCCCCCCCAGUGGCGAGCUCCCCCAGUCUCCCACCGCAUCUGUAACAGCCCGCUAUUGUAACAUCCCCUGCCCACCACUGGACACAGACACAAAAGGCCGUUCAGAUAGGAGCUCCGAUAUUAGGGCCACACUGGUGCUGCACUUGCCCUCAGGACAAAUCUUUGUUCUGCUGGAUUUUAAAAUUGUUUGGGUUGUUUUCUCAGUGGAAGCUCCAUUCUACACACACACACACACACACACACACACACACAGGGAGACAGAGAAGAGCCAGAGGAUGGUUACUCCACAUUCUGGUCUCAGCCACUCCUAUGUAGGCUUUGUUCCUCCCGUAAACAUGGAGGCCGUCAGCUAUCUGCUUGGCAUCGAUGGAACACAGGCGGGGUGUGAAGCAGGAAACAGUUGUGUGGGAUAGUGCUAUCCCACUAUCACACUGCUUUUUCUCUCGCUCCUUCAAAGAGAGUGGUGUGACCUCAAAAAAGGAAGAACAAGCCCACCAAUUUUGCCAAUGAGAAACCGAAUCGAGCUUUCUAUCCAGUCAUUUGUUGAGGGUUUCAAAAGAUUAGAAAGGUGUAAAAAAUUUAAUUAAAGUUAAAGUAGGGUUUAAUUUCUUGUUUUCUUCCUUCCUCUUAUGCUAUGAAUUGUUAUGUUUAAAAGAGGACAUAAUCAUCAUACAGCUAGAAAACAUUUAUUCUUGUGGCCGGGGAAUUCUCACUUUCAAUUAACAGAAAAACAUAAAGUACAAUUGAUGACAUCAAAGUCAUUGAACUGAUGCAGGCAUCCUAUUCAAACUUCCACAUUUUCCCAAAGUGCUGUUCAGAAUCUGUGUUUGCAUGAUAACCUAUUACUAACGGAAACUUUUUUUUAAUCAUUUAUGGUUUUAUAAUAAAUUAUAUAUAUUUAAAGUGUUGCUGUAACCCAUAGGAAGCAUUAAUCAUCCCUCUCUUUCAUUUCCAGUUCAGGCUUCCUGUAGACAGUGCUCCCCCAGCCAGCUGUGAAUGAGUUUUGACCCCCCCCAUCCCUCCUGAGCCAUGCUGUUCUGUGUCCUCCCCCUUCCCUCAUUUCCCAACCCCCAAACAUGCCCAUGCUCAGUGGAAGAAGCCAGCCAGAACUGUGAACGGAACUCUUGACUCAGACCACAUUCUAUUACCUAAAGAUGCCAUUUUGUUACUAUUAUUUUGACUUAGACAGUUUUAAAGGAUUUUUUUUUCUUAGAUUCUCAUUUUAAUAAACUCUUUUUUUUGUUUGUUUUGUUUUGUCUUUAUCUGUUCUGCAUGACUAGAGUGUGCUGUAACAAUAACACGUGUGUGUACUGUUGUGCAAGGCAGGAGUUUUUGUGGAUGGUUUGAAAUGAAACGAACAUUGGCCGCGGUCUGACGUAAAGCAAGGAUGCUGUUAGGCACCUGCACCCAUGGAGGUGGCCUGGCAGCAUGAUCCAGCCACUCCAUUGCCACACCAGACUAACGUUAUUGCAUGCAUCCUGAAGGUGCCAGUCUCUCUAAUUUCACGGCAAAGAGUUUUCCAGGUUAAUAAUGCUACAGUGUGAAUCAGCAUACCUGUUUGACAUGUCUUUGAAACGUGUCAAGUGUUCAGUGUACUAGUUUGGGGUAAAAGUCUGAAAAUUGGAGUAAAUUGGAACGCAUUUGCCUUCAGGAAUGCGAGUUCUAAUAACUUUAUCGGGCAAUGUUCAGUUUUGUUUUAACAUGGUGCAUGUGCAGAUGCAGUAUUAAUACUCAGUAGUCAUCUCCAGCCAUACCUCAUUGUCUUGUUUUAAAUGCGCUAUAAGCACACUUGUGUUAAAUAGGGAAGUUGUCACCAUGGCAACAGUCUAGUUAAAUGUAUUCUCUGUACGUCAGUGCUUUUAAAACCACUUGUGACUUUUUUAUACAUAUAGAAGCACAUUUUCAACUGAAUAUAAGACCAAAUAACUUGAAGGGACCAGUAUUGCACGUGUGUUAGUGUUUUCACAGAAAAUACGUACUAUUUCUUUUAAAAAAUUGAAUAAACUGCAAUAUA
This is a messenger RNA of Megalops cyprinoides (Indo-Pacific tarpon), 3924 nucleotides long. RefSeq names its product septin 6 (gene septin6). The transcript is spliced from 10 exons. Gene Ontology annotation, cellular component: cell division site; microtubule cytoskeleton; septin ring. The coding region runs from base 49 to 1332 and encodes 427 amino acids. The record is from RefSeq and is a predicted model, not a curated record. Gene Ontology annotation, biological process: cilium assembly; cytoskeleton-dependent cytokinesis. NCBI's taxonomy places the organism in Eukaryota, Metazoa, Chordata, Actinopteri, Elopiformes, Megalopidae. Gene Ontology annotation, molecular function: molecular adaptor activity; GTP binding; GTPase activity.